Dermacentor silvarum is the source of this 6058-nucleotide messenger RNA. RefSeq names its product 2-oxoglutarate dehydrogenase complex component E1. Bases 113 to 3196 code for a protein of 1027 amino acids. Gene Ontology annotation, molecular function: oxoglutarate dehydrogenase (succinyl-transferring) activity; thiamine pyrophosphate binding. Lineage: Eukaryota; Metazoa; Arthropoda; Arachnida; Ixodida; Ixodidae. Gene Ontology annotation, biological process: tricarboxylic acid cycle. Gene Ontology annotation, cellular component: oxoglutarate dehydrogenase complex; mitochondrion. The record is from RefSeq and is a predicted model, not a curated record. The transcript is spliced from 22 exons.
AGGCGAGCGGCAACCGCUGCAGCGGGCUCUCUGCGCCAAGAGGUGUGUGCGCGGUUCUUGCGUCCGUAUCCGCUAGUUGGGGGGUCUUCGACCAUUCAUUCAUUUGGCGGCGAUGGAUCGAGCGAGAACUCUGGCCGCAUCGUUGACGCCGUUCGCCCGGGCCCUGCUGUCCGAGAGGUGCGGUGCCGCGCGUCUGGCAAGCACCGGCCGCUUCGGCAUUCACCUGCUCAAGGUGCCCGCGCGGGGCUAUGUGACCCGCGCUGCAGCCGAGCCGUUCCUCAACGGCAGCUCGUCAGUGUACGUCGAGGAGAUGUACCGAGCCUGGACCAAGGACCCAAACUCCGUGCACAAGUCAUGGGAUGUCUUUUUCCGGGCUGCUGCGGCGGGGUAUGGCCCAGGCGAGGCAUACAGCUCUCCCCCUGCCCUGGCUUCAGCCAUGUCAACAAUGGCCGUGCCUCGGGUAGCUCCUGCAACAACGCCAGCACCCGGCCCGUCCAAACUUCCAAGCACACAGGCGGCACCGAGGGACAUCGAUGAUCACCUUUCAGUUCAAGCGAUCAUUCGGUCCUACCAGGUGAGGGGACACCUGGCUGCCUCGCUCGACCCUCUUGGAAUCGUCAACCCCAGCUCAAACUCGCCCCUAAAUCGAGAGCAGCUGCAUUCGCCCGAGGUGGUGCUUCGAAAUUACAAGCUAGAGGAGAAAGACAUGGAUCGCCUGUUCAAGCUUCCUGCAACCACAUUCAUUGGCGGCGAGGAGAGCACCCUGCCGCUGCGGGAGAUACUGCGGCGACUAGAGAAUGUGUACUGCACGAGUAUUGGCGUGGAAUACAUGUUCAUCAAUGACCUGGACCAGUGCAACUGGAUCAGGGAGAAGUUUGAGUCGCCCGGUGUCAUGCGGCUCAGCAAGGAUCGCAAGCGCCUGCUGCUGUCGCGCGUUGUUCGGUCCACCAAAUUUGAAGAGUUCCUGGCCAAAAAGUGGGUUUCAGAGAAGCGGUUCGGAUUGGAAGGUUGUGAGGUGCUCAUCCCUGCCAUGAAAACCAUCAUUGACCGAUCGAGUGAGCUCGGCAUUGAAAGUAUUGUCAUGGGUAUGCCUCAUCGGGGUCGUCUGAAUGUCCUGGCAAAUGUUUGCCGCAAACCUCUUGAACAGAUCUUCACCCAAUUCAGCGGACUGGAGCCUGCCGAUGAGGGCUCUGGGGAUGUGAAGUACCACCUUGGAAUGAGCCACGAGCGUUUGAACCGAGUGUCAAACCGAAACAUCAAGCUUGCUGUUUGUGCCAAUCCUUCGCAUCUGGAAGGUGUGGAUCCAGUGGUCCAAGGCAAGACUCGUGCUGAGCAGUUUUAUCGAGGCGACACUCAAGGCAAGAAGGUGAUGAGCAUCCUUUUACAUGGAGAUGCAGCCUUUGCUGGCCAGGGAGUGGUCUACGAAACCUUCCACUUGAGUGACCUGCCCGACUACUCCACCCAUGGCACCAUCCACAUAGUCGUCAACAACCAGAUUGGCUUCACCACUGAUCCCCGAGUGGCACGUUCGUCUCCCUACUGCACGGAUGUUGCUCGUGUGGUCAAUGCACCCAUCUUUCAUGUGAAUGCUGAUGAUCCUGAAGCUGUCGUGCAUGUGUCUACGGUGGCUGCUGAGUGGCGCAGUCGCUACGGGAAGGAUUGCGUCAUUGACCUGGUGGGCUACCGACGCAAUGGCCACAACGAGGUGGACGAACCCAUGUUCACGCAGCCACUCAUGUAUACCAAAAUCCGCAAGCAGUCAACCCUCCUCGACAUCUACUCUCGCAAGUUACUCGACGAAGGCGUUGUCUCUGAGAAGGAGAUUGAGGAGGAAAAGGAGCGGUACGAAAGCAUCCUGUCAGAGGCCUACAAGAACGCUGAGAAAGAGGACAAGUCCUACAACCGGGACUGGCUUGAUUCACCCUGGAGUGGUUUCUUUGGGGAGCGGGAUCCCAUCAAGUGUGACCCGACGGGUGUGUCUGAAGACGUCCUGCAACACAUAGGCACGGCGUUCAGCUCGCCCCCGCCGGGCAACUUCAAGAUCCACGCAGGCCUGCGGCGUAUCCUCAAGGCACGCGCUGAGAUGGUUGAGCAGAAGACGGUCGACUGGGCCCUGGGCGAAGCCAUGGCCUUUGGCUCCCUGCUCAAGGAAGGCAUCCAUGUGCGCCUCAGCGGGCAGGAUGUUGAACGGGGCACGUUCAGUCACCGGCAUCAUGUGCUGCACAACCAGACGAUCGACAAGACGACCUACCGACCCCUGUGUCACCUUUGGCCAGACCAGGCACCCUACACCGUCUGCAACAGCUCCCUAUCCGAGUAUGGCGUACUUGGCUUUGAGCUGGGAUUCUCGAUGACCAACCCCAAUGCGCUGGUAAUGUGGGAGGCCCAAUUUGGGGACUUCAUGAACACAGCCCAGUGCAUCAUCGACCAGUUCAUCAGCAGCGGACAGGCCAAGUGGGUCCGGCAGAGUGGCCUCGUCAUGCUUCUGCCUCAUGGCAUGGAGGGCAUGGGUCCUGAGCACUCAAGUGGCAGGCCUGAACGUUUCCUCCAGCUCUGCAGUGAAGAAUCUGACGUCUUUCCGACCAUCGAUGAGGACUUUCCCACACGUCAGCUGAACGAAAUCAACAUGAUUGUUGCCAACUGCACGACGCCUGCCAACUACUUCCAUGUGUUGCGGAGGCAGAUUGCCUUACCCUUCAGGAAACCACUCAUCCUUCUGACGCCAAAGUCAUUGCUGCGGCAUCCAGAGGCCAAAUCGCACUUCAGUGAAAUGACUGAAGGUACAUCGUUCCUGCGGCUGAUCCCCGAUAGUGGCCCAGCUAAGGACAAUGCAUCGGCCGUGCGCCGCCACCUUUUGUGCUCGGGCAAGGUGUACUACGAACUCACCAAAGAGCGCAGGGCACGCAAUCUCGACUCUGAAGUGGCCAUCACACGUGUCGAGCAGCUCUGCCCGUUCCCGUUUGACCUGGUGAAACAGGAGGUCGACCGGUACCCCAACGCCGAGAUCUCUUGGGUCCAGGAGGAGCACAAGAAUCAGGGCUUCUGGUACUUUGUCCAGCCGCGGCUACAGACUGUGGUUGCCCACCAGAAACCCAUCCAGUACGUGGGCCGUGCUGUCUCUCCAUCAACGGCGACGGGCAGCAAGCACACACACAAGAAAGAGUCUGAGAAGCUCCUCAAUGACAGUUUUGCUUGAGUGUGUUGCGUUAUUUGAAAAUGAGGGAAGAGGAAACUUUAUAUUUAAAUCCAAGCCAAGAUAAGGAAGUGUAUGACAGAGCUGCCGCUGUUGCCCAUUCCUUUUGUAGCCGAGGCCCACAUCUUGAGUGUUUAGAAAAUUGGCCUUAUGUGUUGCCGCAGCUUUAAUGGAUGGCACCAGCACAUCUUGGCAGUUACAGAGGUCUUCACUAGCUCUGUGCACCACAUGCUGUGGAGCAGAUCUGAUAUAAAUGGCCACGUCUACUGCACAGCAGGAUGAACUCUUGUGUACUGUUCAGGCAGUGUGGUUUUGUUUUAUUGUAGAAGUGUUUAAGGAAGGAGCAAGAUAUGAGACAAAAACAGCAGCCUGCUUUCAUGCAGUGUUAAUGAAUGUUGUGGCGCAGUAUGUGUUCCAUUGCGCACCAAGAGCUCAUUCUAUGUUGUGCAGUCUCUUGUCAUGCAAACUUGUCCCUGUGAAACACCAGUGUCUUGUCAUCCUUGCAAUGAAGGUUUAACAGGCCUGGAGUGCGAAGCAGCAAAUGUGCACAGUCUUUGAAUAUGAGGCGAUCACAUACCCUCCCAUCAGACAUUGUUGCUUCCUUGCAGGGGUGUGUGGUGUGGCCUUUGUUAUGCAGCAAACUUAUUUCUACUCACUGCUGUUAUGUGUGAUGGUAAACGUGUGUUCAGCAAACUUUUUUAUUUGGAGCAGGCGUACCGGAUCAUUGCUGAUGGGCACUUGAGGUGUACUUGAUUUGUGGAACAGUAGAGUACAAGCAAGUAGUAUGGUGAAAUUUGCUGUUCUUUUAGUGGUUAGGUUAACCAUGUUCAACCGCAUACUGCACAGAAUGCUUUUUUUCUUAAAUGCUGUAGCUUCCUCUUCAGUUUGGCAACACUGUUUGAAAAGGUGUGCAGAAUAACGAAGUAAGGCACGAGCUUAUGCAAUGUUCAAGUGACUACUUGCCCUUUUCUUGGUUAUGUCUGAAGGCUGCUUUGCCAUGAAGCAAACAUCGGGAAAGUGGCGCUCACACAAGAGAAAAUAGUUUUCUAGUGCAAGAAGCACUGCUCUUUGCAAUGUAAGUGUAGGCCAGUGAGUAGACUUUUUCCAACUCUUAUGUAGUUUAGGGGAGAGAAAUGUACAGGAAUGGGCAAAAGCAUAUCAAUAAUGCUUCUGCAUUGCAGUGAGAGCUCUUAAUGGAAAGGUUUCUAGGACCAGUGCUAUUCAACUUAUUUGCCGUAGUUUAUGCAUGAAUGAAUACUAAGGUAUUGUUUUUAAGUUUAUAUACAUUCAAACCUCGAUAUAACAAACCUCGAUUUAACGAAAUUCGCGAUGUAACGAACUAUUAUUAUUUCCCCAUCGUAGUUCUAUUGAAUUAACGAAACCUCGAUAUAACGAAGUUUUAAGCUGCAAGUACAUCUUCGUUAUAUUGAGGUUUGACUGUACACCCAGAAAGACAUGUAACCCCAGCACACAACUGUGUUAAACAUCCAAUGCUUGAAAUCAACGUAUGGCAAGCUUUUUAUGUCAAUGAUGGCAGUGUUCUUUUAAAUAGCAAAGCUUUCCUUUAUUUUAUAUGAAGUCCGAAAGUAGGCCUUGGGCUGCUCUUUUUAAUAUUGUCCGACAUGACAGAAACGAAAUAUCUGGUAACUGAUCCAGCACUUAUAGUGGCUAUAAUUGUGUGAAUCUAUGCACUUAUUUUACCAUAAACCAGAAUGUUGGAAGAUGGAAAGGGAGCGACGUUCGCACUCUUCUGGGAAACUGGCAUUGUCAGCACUGAACUCUUGUAAUUCUUAUUUUACCAUAAACCAGAAUGUUGGAAGAUGGAAAGGGAGCGACGGUUCGCACUCUUCUGGGAAACUGGCAUUGUCAGCACUGAACUCUUGUAAUUCUUAUUUUACCAUAAACCAGAAUGUUGGAAGAUGGAAAGGGAGCGACGGUUCGCACUCUUCUGGGAAACUGGCAUUGUCAGCACUGAACUCUUGUAAUUCUUAUUUUACCAUAAACCAGAAUGUUGGAAGAUGGAAAGGGAGCGACGUUCGCACUCUUCUGGGAAACUGGCAUUGUCAGCACUGAACUCUUGUAAUUCUUAUUUUACCAUAAACCAGAAUGUUGGAAGAUGGAAAGGGAGCGACGGUUCGCACUCUUCUGGGAAACUGGCAUUGUCAGCACUGAACUCUUGUAAUUCUUGCUAAAUUGGAGUUAAGGCCAGUGGUGUGGUGGUUUUUUGAGAAAGCUUUUAGACUUUAAUGACGUUAUUUGACUGGCAAUCUUCAUUGCACCAGUACGAUACUGUCUUGUGCUUAGUUAAUUCAGUUGUUGCUGCCCUGUUCUUCAACUGCAGUUUUUUCACUUGCGUUGAGUGUCUGGCCCAAUGCAGGUUCAGGAAAAAACACACAGUAUUGAAGAACAGUGUAGUGGCAUUGAAUGGCUGUGGCAUGAAAGAUGCGAUUUCAUUUGUUUUCAGUUUUGUUUUGUCCCGCUGUUACUUGAGCAUGUGAUGCACUGUUAACUACAUUUUGUACCAAGGUGCGCAUUGUUAUUUAAGCAGUUCAUUCCUGUUAUGUAGUGUCAUAGCUCUUCUUUUCUUCUGAUUUUGCUUUGUGUUCUAGUAGAAGUUGCAUUUUCUGUUGUCACAGCUUUUUCUCCUUUGUGUAGCAAGUGUGUGGCUCUUAGAAAAUAGGGGUAAUUUUAUUAAAACUGCUGCUUUCCCCUUGUAAAAAAUUGUGUGCCUUGUGGCCUCAUUGCCUGGUCUGGCACACAAAAGCAUUUCCGAAACUUGGCAACUCUGUUUGUAGUGCUUAGUUUUUGCUUUGAAGAUGGAGGUAAUUGUGUUUCUGCAGUAAAAGUGUUUACAAGCAACAUUGA